This is a messenger RNA of Erpetoichthys calabaricus (reedfish), 867 nucleotides long. RefSeq lists its product as uncharacterized. Bases 226 to 867 code for a protein of 213 amino acids. NCBI's taxonomy places the organism in Eukaryota, Metazoa, Chordata, Cladistia, Polypteriformes, Polypteridae. The record is from RefSeq and is a predicted model, not a curated record. The transcript is spliced from 5 exons.
GUAGUCCAACAGAGAUGGCCAGGCCUUCUCAUAGAGCAACAGGUGAGUUUUAUCUAAUCUUAUAAAUUAAUUGUCGAGUAGCGAUGCUAGUAUCUUGAAAAUAAGUACAUUAUUAAUUCCUGAAUUUUGUUACAGGUAUAUGCAGAAUUUUAUUGCAUUACCCAGGUGCAAUUGAAAGAAACAUCGCUGACAUCCUUGGACAAGUAUUCGACAGCUCUGAUCAAAAUGUACAGAGCAAAAGGAGGCAAGACGGCACAUGAAUUGAAAUCACUUUUAGAAUUACUAGAUGAACAGACUAUGGAUGUUACCACACACAAGAGGGCAACGGUUCUACAAGGACUACCUCUGUACUUAAGAGAAUACAAGAAGUUAUCAACAACAUGUCAUGAUACAGACUCCCUUCAAAUAUAUACAAAUGAAAUGAAGAUAGGAAUAUUAGAGGUUGUGAGGCACCAUGAGACCAAUCCUGGAGCUGCGGCAAUGAAUGUGGCUGUGGUAAUAGAAGGUCAAGUAGUAUCUGAAGAGCUUGUCGACUUCACAACUGCAUUUGUCAUACUUGUUGGUCUUCUGUAUGCUCGAAACAUUCAGUACCCAAAAGAACUGAAAUACACUUUUGAAACAGAUCAGAACAGCUGGGGUGGGGGUUUACGUAUUUCAAGCUGGGCCUCAGAACACUUUCAGAAGCAAAUCUGGGCCACCCCUGGGACUUCCCUCCAUUGGAUCCCAAGUACUCCACCACAGCUUAAAGAGAUGCCACAUAAACAUUGGCAAGAGGACUCCUUGGCUCUGAGGUGGCUGCUUAGCUCUACCGUGUCGCUCAUUCAAGUCUGUUGUGUCAGCCUGCUCCGAGGUCAACUGGAGACAUGA